CCCGAAGAGUUCGGAGAGUCGCGAGGGAGGAAGAAGGCGGGUCCAUUGGUUGGCUUUCAGGUCUUCCUGCUCUCCCAUUCUCGUCCCUGGAUUGGCCGCGAGAGGCUCAUCUACACCUUGGGCCUGCGCGCUGAGGGGCGAAAGAAGGUUGGGGGAGGGGGUUGUCUGUGGGCAAGAUGGCGGCGACUGCAGCCGGUGUGGGCCGAUUAGAGGAAGAGGCGUUACGGCGAAAGGAACGGCUGAAGGCCCUACGGGAGAAAACCGGACGCAAGGACAAGGAAGAUGGGGAGCCAAACACCAAGCAGCUCAGAGAAGGGGAGGAGGAAGGCGAGAAGCACAGGGAACUCAGGCUGCGGAACUACGUCCCAGAGGAUGAGGACCUGAAGAAGAGGAGGGUGCCCCAGGCCAAGCCAGUCGCAGUGGAAGAGAAGGUGAAGGAGCAGCUGGAGGCCGCCAAGCCAGAGCCGGUCAUCGAGGAAGUGGACCUGGCCAACCUUGCGCCCCGGAAGCCGGAUUGGGACCUCAAGAGAGACGUAGCCAAGAAACUGGAGAAGCUGGAGAAGCGGACCCAGAGGGCCAUCGCUGAGCUGAUCCGCGAGAGGCUGAAGGGCCAGGAGGAGAACCUGGCUUCUGCAGUGGCCACCACCGCCGCCACCGAGCCGGAGGCCUGUGACUCCGACUGAGCCGUGCCGUCCCCUCACCCGCUACCAGGCCUGUCUUACAGGAAGAUGGUCUUGGGCCGGGGUGGGGGCUGGACUUGCCACCACCUCCAGUUUGCCUUCAGAACUGACUCCCUGCCUCAAGUCUGAACCCCACCCGUCCCACUGGGUGAGGUCAGCUCCUUGUCUCCUGAAGGGCCCCCUCCAUGCUGAGUGGGGGCAGAGGCUACGAUAGCCCUGUGGGCAUGCUGUAUCUGUGCUUGUUCUAUGUAUUUUGAACUUCUUUUUCUAUCUGGAAAUAGAAACACACUGACCCAUGUGUGUGGCAGAAAACCGUC
This is a messenger RNA of Bubalus bubalis (water buffalo), 997 nucleotides long. It is a transcript of the gene CCDC12, whose product is annotated as coiled-coil domain containing 12. The transcript has 7 exons. The record is from RefSeq and is a predicted model, not a curated record. Gene Ontology annotation, cellular component: post-mRNA release spliceosomal complex; U2-type spliceosomal complex. NCBI's taxonomy places the organism in Eukaryota, Metazoa, Chordata, Mammalia, Artiodactyla, Bovidae. The coding region runs from base 177 to 683 and encodes 168 amino acids.